GAGCCUUAAGAGGCGGGAGUUUGGGGCCAGUUCUGACAGGCCGGUGGCUUGAGUUCCCAGAGUUCCUAUUGGGUCAAUGAGGGAGCUCCAAGAUGGCGGCAGCGGCGACCUGCGGCACCGGCACCGGGAGCACUGGAUCUGUGGUGGCGACAGCCAGAAAGAACAACGUCACCAGUUUCCAGCGGAGGAGUCCUAGGUCUAGUGGUACCGACAGCACCUCUUCUCGACUGGUAUCCAUCGCGGGCACCCUACCGUCUCUGCGGAAUGGGCAGCUGCUAGUAUCAACUGGGCUCCCAGCCCUGGACCAGCUUUUAGGUGGAGGUUUGGCUGUUGGAACAGUUCUUCUAAUUGAAGAGGAUAAAUAUAAUAUUUAUUCUCCUUUGCUCUUCAAGUACUUCCUGGCAGAAGGAAUUAUCAGUGGGCAUAAUUUGUUGAUUGCAUCAGCAAACGAAGACCCUACUGACAUUGUACAGGAGCUUCCUGCACCAUUACUUGAUGAUAAUUGUGAAAAAGAAUUUGGUGAAGAUGUAUGCAGUCAUAAAACACCAGAAUCUAACAUUAAGAUGAAAAUUGCCUGGCGUUACCAGUUAUUACCUGAGAUGGAGGCUAGACCAGUGUCAUCUUCAGGAUUUGGCCACUAUUAUGAUAUAUCAAAAAAGAUACCACAAGAACUAAUUGAGGCUUCAAAAUGGCAUGGAUUUUUUCUUCCAGAAAAAAUAUCAACUCUUAACAUAGAACCCUGCUCUUUGACCCAUGGCUAUGUGAAGCUGCUUCAGUUUAUCCAGAACAUCAUUUAUGAGGAAGGAUUUGAUGGAUCCAAUCCCCAGGUAAAAAAACAGAAAAACAUUUUAAGAAUAGGAAUCCAGAAUCUUGGUUCACCUUUGUGGGGAGAUGACAUUUGCUGUACAGAAAAUGAUGACAAAAGUCACAGUCUUACAAAGUUCCUCUAUGUCCUCCGUGGUCUUCUGCGGACCUCUCUUUCAGCCUGUAUCAUCACAAUGCCAACACAUCUUAUCCAGAAUAAAGCAAUUCUUGCUCGUGUUACAAAUUUGUCAGAUACGGUAAUUGGUUUGGAAUCAUUUAUUGGUUCUGAGAGAGAAAUCAACCCAUUAUAUAAGGAUUAUCAUGGUUUGAUUCAUAUUCGGCAGAUUCCUCGGCUUAAUAACUUGAUUUGUGAUGUGUCAGAUGUCAGAGACUUAGCUUUUAAAUUAAAAAGGAAGCUGUUCACCAUUGAGGCCAAGCCCAAUUUCUUCUAAACCAUGGGUCAGUGAGCUCAUACUGAUUCUCAUAUGAAUGAUGGGCUCAACUGUGCAAAGAUACCAACUACCAAUACCUAGUUCUAGUUAUCAUCAUUAUGAACAAUGUACAAUAGAGCAGUAUGAAUUUGAAUGCAUUACUUCCUUUAAUUUCACUGACUAUGACAAUCCUGUACACCAUCAGAGUUUGUGCACAUUUGUAAAUUAUUACAUUUUUAAAUGUUAUUACUAUGUAGUAACGAAAGAGCAUAAAACAAGCAAAAUAUUAUUCUGUUACACAUAUUUGUUAUUUUUCCUUGUUAAGCAUCAUUGGAAGAAAAAAGAAUACACUUCUAUUUGAAUGGUCUUAAUAAGGUAAAGUUUUGUAUUUAGUAAAUGAUCUUUUAUAAUCAAAUGUAAGUUUAAGAACAACAGGAUUUCACCAGAAUAUGAGACAUAUGUCCUUUAGUAGCUUUACCACAUCCUCCCAAACGAAAACAAUAUUAUAUUAAUAAAUCGUAAGAGGCUUGUAUUAGCUCAAUAAAUAAAUAUAUUUAAAAUAAAAGUUAGAAAAGGAUUUCUUUAAAUACUUAAGUCUGUAUCAUACUAUUCUAGUGAUGUCAAAUACAAUUUUCAUUUUUAAAAGAUUUUAGUUAGAAAUUUAAUCUUUGAAAAUAUUAAUAACAGCUUACAGCAGGUAAGCUAUAAAAUAACACUGGAUGCUGCCUAUUUAGUUUCUGGUUGAAAAAGCACAGCAGUACUUUAGUUCAUUACCUUUGAAAAAAACAGUAACAAGAUAAUACAGCUGCCUCUGAUUAAGAUGUAAAUUCUUUCUAAUUAGAAUGUAAAUUCUUACAUUUAAAUGAAGACAUCAAUUGUCAGGAUGCCAUAUGAUAUCUUAUUCCACCUUGCCUGAAUGAAGCCCUAACUGCUCAUCUAUGGCACUAAAAUAGUUUUGCAAUCCCUUUGUUCUCUGAUUCUUGUAAUAUUCUCUCUUCAUGUUCCCUUUUCACAUUGCUUUUGUUUGUUUCCCCCUUGCAUCUGAUAUUGUUGUGCCUUGGGAUUUUGCAGAAAUUUGGAAUGAAAAUUGAGUUCAGUCAGUGCCAGUAUUUGCUUGUGCCUCAAUUACUUCUGCUGAAUUUUCCUCAAUGCAAAUCAGGCAGGUUGCAUAAAGUGGUGCAUGUAUUUGAAAUAAUUAAUUUUCCGUAAAAUGAUGGAUCAAGUCCAAUCAACCUUCAUGAAAUCUAAAUAAUAGGAUAGAGAAUUAGAAAUUAAUUAACAUUUUGUGCUGUUAAUGCUUUAUAGUAUGAACUAGCAGUAGUAAGUUUUACUGUUGAUUGUAACUUUUUCC
This is a messenger RNA of Manis javanica (Malayan pangolin), 2586 nucleotides long. It is a transcript of the gene ELP4, whose product is annotated as elongator acetyltransferase complex subunit 4. Gene Ontology annotation, cellular component: cytoplasm; elongator holoenzyme complex; transcription elongation factor complex. The record is from RefSeq and is a predicted model, not a curated record. NCBI's taxonomy places the organism in Eukaryota, Metazoa, Chordata, Mammalia, Pholidota, Manidae. Gene Ontology annotation, biological process: tRNA wobble uridine modification.